This is a messenger RNA of Taeniopygia guttata (zebra finch), 4627 nucleotides long. Lineage: Eukaryota; Metazoa; Chordata; Aves; Passeriformes; Estrildidae. The record is from RefSeq and is a predicted model, not a curated record.
CCGUCAGAUUGUUUCAAACCUGCCAUCGUAAUUCACCAUGCAGCAGCAGCAGCAGAUGCAUGUAAACAGCAGAGGGCUUGUGCUCCGUCCCGGCACGGCCGCGCCACCGCGCCGCUGGCAGCCCCUGCCGUGCCCGCAGCUCCUCUGCCGCCACCGGGGCACCUGAGGGGCAGGCAGCCUGAGCCUCCGGUGCCUCCCUGCUCCCAGUGCGGCUGGCCCCGGCGCUGGCUCCGUGUCCCGGCAGAGGCGCGGAUGUCUCUGGGCGAGCCCCGCAGCCGCACAUCUGCGGGAUGCUCCGUUGGAGUGCGCGCGUCUGCCGGGCAGCACCGCAUCGCGUCUGCAGGGCAGCACCGCAUCGCGUCUGCAGGGCAGCACCGCAUCGCGUCUGCAGGGCUGCACCGCAUCGCGUCUGCAGGGCUGCACCGCAUCGCGUCUGCAGGGCUGCACCGCAUCGCGUCUGCCGGGCAGCACCGCAUCGCGUCUGCAGGGCUGCACCGCAUCGCGUCUGCAGGGCUGCACCGCAUCGCGUCUGCCGGGCAGCACCGCAUCGCGUCUGCAGGGCUGCACCGCAUCGCGUCUGCAGGGCAGCACCGCAUCGCGUCUGCAGGGCCGCACCGCAUCGCGUCUGCAGGGCAGCACCGCAUCGCGUCUGCAGGGCUGCAUCGCAUCGCACCGCAUCGCGUCUGCCGGGCAGCACCGCAUCGCGUCUGCCGGGCAGCACCGCAUCGCGUCUGCCGGGCAGCACCGCAUCGCGUCUGCAGGGCUGCACCGCAUCGCGUCUGCAGGGCUGCACCGCAUCGCGUCUGCAGGGCAGCACCGCAUCGCGUCUGCAGGGCUGCAUCGCAUCGCACCGCACGCGUCUGCAAUAUCGCAUCGCACGCGGCACACGCCAGCAGCAGGGCAGAGCCUUUCAGCUCUACACAUCAGCAUUCCUAGCGGAAAAAAACAUUCUAGAGGAUGUGCCUCAGUGCUAAAGAGCCUGUCUGUGAGUGAGAUUCUUGUUUGAGUCACGUGUAGGUGGGCUGUAAAGCGAAGAACCAUUAUCUGUCCAGAACAGGGUCAUCUAGGGCUGUAGCCAUGGCUGACAAGGAUCAGGAUUCUGCUCCAGGACUGUUAAGUUUGAUGAUUUCCAGAGUUGAUUUAAAGGCAACUGCAAUUAUGAAAAUCAGAAAUUAUGACUGCCAACAAUUUAAAUAAAGAGAAAGCCUCUUCAGUCAAGAAAACCUGAACAAAGACCAUGUGUAAGUUCUUAGCGCUGACUGGCAAAAACACCAGUGGGUUUUUUGAGCGUUUGCCAGUUUUGUGAAAGAUACAAUACAUAACAUCUUUAGGGCCUGCAGGAAUCUCUUGUGAUUCUUUACAGUUAAACUCAUCAAGUACUGACAUUUUCAUCUACAGCAUUUAAAGAAGCUUUUCCAAGCCAAAAUUGCACAGCUCUUCAGUCUUCUCUGGUCAUCUAUUACCAUAUAUCCUUCAAAGACUAGAAUAGAUUUAUACUAAUUGAUUUAGCUCUUCUCAAAAAUAGGGCUAAUAAAUUGAACUCUCACACCUGCUACUUUUUCUUAGGCUUUCUUAGUCUUAAAAUGAGGUGGGCUUUUCCCCUCUGAAAGAAUUUAAGAUUCAUUUCUAUUACAGAGAGGAUCUCAGUUACUGGACAAUAUAAUUAGGUAGAACAAAGUCUUUUUACAAAUAGUUAUGCUGAACAAAAUAUUAACAAAAGCAGCUUCAGUAUUUCCUCCCAAUUUGAUGUGGGGUUUGUAAAGAAAAAAAAAAAAAGAGGAUCCAUAUUUAUAACUCACCUAUAAAAAUGUUUGUUUUGACGCAGCAUCCAAAUCUUGUCUUAUCUCUAUGACCUCCAACUUUUCAAGCAGGCUGUACCUCAGGAUUAAGUUCUACCCUGUUCUGGAGAAACUGGGGAGUUUUCUUAACUUAUGUGUGUUUUAGGUUACUAUUAAGAGCUCUGAUCAGCACAUCAGGGAAGGGGGGGGGGCUUCUUUUAAAACUUGUUUGUACAGAUGAGCUGAGGCUGAAUUUGCAUUUAAACUAAACAAACCUCUUUAGCAAGUAAUUUUCUUGUAUAUGACUCUUUCCAAAUGCUUCCACAGCUAAUUUUUUUUCAAGUACCCAAAACAUUACCCAUAGUUGACAUUACCCAUAGUAAUGUCAACAGACAGGUAGAUUAUUAUUGACAUUACAAAUAAAAAUAAUAAAAUAGUUUUGAGUGAAUUCUCUAAGGAGCAUUUUUUAAUUCUCUAAGGAGAAUAUGUGUGUUAUUGUUGAGAGAGCUCCUAGGGAUCCUCAAAGCAGGGAGAAUUUCUCCUUAUUUUUCAUUAAGUGUACCUGCUGUAAAUAAAUGUUUGAUGGUUUGUCUUGUGUAUUGAAUGAAAAAGAGUUAAUGUAGCUAGGUAUAUGUGUUGACUAUUUCAUUAGCUAAUUUUCACAGCUAAAAAUCCCCACCCUUUAAAGCAUCUUUUUCCUCUCUGGCUGUGCAAUAAUCUUCAGUACAUGUUAGCCUGUAUCAUGAAAGCUUAUCUUCUCAGCAAAUGAGACUUCAAGUUCUCUCUUACUGGUAAAGUAGUUUAGCUCUAUGCCAAGCUGGAAAACUUCACCCUCCCCCAGGGGUAAAUAAAAUCCCUAUAAGUAAGAGUUCAAGUUGAGCAAGUUCUUCACUAGCUACUCUUUCCAUGAGUCACACACUUCUCUUCUGCAGAAUCUGUCCAGCUCCUUGUCUCAGUGAUAUAAGAUCAACAUAAUCAAAUUACCCUUCAUAGCUGAAAACAAUACUAACCCCUAAUACUAAUGAGAAUAAAAGCCCUCUGCAGUAACAACCCAAAAUAUCUUCUUUCCUUCUGCAGUUUUUUGCACUCUCUUAUUCUUGCUGUUUUCCCUAGGUCUGGCUCUCUAAUCAAGACAACAUGCUUACCUUCUCACAUUGAUUAUUUCUAAAGUAGCUACUAAUCUUCUUAAAGUUUUUUAGUCAGGGAGUUGCUCUUCUUUUCUUAUACUUUCUGAUCACGUCUCUGUCAGGAAAUGAUGCUGUUGGCAUGUGGUCAUUCCUCGCAGCACUGCAGUGUACGAGGCUGAGACACAAACCAGCAGCAGUGUGGUGGAGGACACAGAACCUGGUUUCAAGGGCUAGCACUACCUGUUAAAGUCCACUUCUAAUUUGAAUAAAGAUUCUUAUACUGGGGAAAAGCUAAUGCUCUAAGAAUAUUGUCUGAUCCUGUAAUCAACUAGUCUUGCACAGUCUUAACAAUUAUAUACAACCAUUGUUUCCACAGCAUAAUUCCAGUGAGAACUAUAAAUAAGAAAAUGUUUUUACUUUUGUGACUUACUAAACCAGAAACACUGACUUGGAGAAUAACCUAUUUUACCCAAAGAGGGACAUAAAAUACAGUGAUUAGCAUCUUCCAGGCCUAGGUGUUAUUUUAGGAGGCUACAUGAGAAACCUUUCUUCAAAAGGAAGAAAAUAACAUUCAAAAUAACAGAGAAUGCUUAAACUGAAAAUAUGGGUGAGCAACCACGAGUUAGUUUCCAUGGUAGUGCUGAAUCCUCAUAUUGCCAGCCCAUCUGAAAUACUGUGCACAGCAAGCAGAGCAGUCCCAAGGGGAACUUUUGAUUUUUAUUGGGUAUUACGGUGAUAUAUGUACAAAGGUUUGUGUGUUGUCAAGAAAAUCUUGUCAAAGGUAAUAAUCCCACUGAACUUUCUUGGAAUGUUCUCGCAGUUUCAUUUUCCAGAAUAUCUCCAGAAGUGUAGUUGGUGAUAUACAGGCAUUAUGGAAGAUGAAUGACAUUCUCCUGACCUUCAGUAGUAGGUUAACCCACUAGAUAGCCUGUUGAGUCCAAAAGGAGUUACACCAAUAUUCUGGCUGCAUAAACCUGCAAUUUAAAGAUGUUUGAGGUCACAGGAUUAUGAGCAAACUGAAGUAACAGAAACUAUGUCACAAAACACUUUCAAUUGCAGGCAAUUGUUUUCUGUUUAUCUCUUUGUUUUACUAGGUCUUUUCCUACCUAUAUGUUUUGCGGUAUACAAAAAUGAAUUCAUUAGGAUUUUUAUGUAGGACAUGCUAAUGUACUUAGAGGAAAAAUCAAAGCCCCAUAACAAGUUUUGAUUUGUUUUGAAAGUACAAUGUGUGAAAGCCAAGGACAUGGUUUAGGUUCCCUUUUAUUGCUUUAGAGUGCUGUCUGGCUUUUGCAAACCAUAUACAUAAAUAUGACUGGAUAAUCUGGAGAUAGGAAAGCACUUGUUUAAACAUGUGCAUGCCCACAGCACCACAAUUUACAAAAACAGAGCUGGCACCAUAUUUUAACACAGAAAUUUAGGGUUGCACCACGCUUACUGAACAAUUGCUCUAAUGUUUGAAAUACAAUGGCUACACUGUUUUGUUUCCAAGUUCUUUAGGAAAAAUCAGUACAAAUUUUUUUUGGUACCAUAGUACCUCUCUAGAUACUCUAGAAAUAUAUUCAGUGUAUUAUUUCUCAAUUAGCUGUUACUUAUUAUAGUCUAAAAAAUAAUCUUCAGAUUAAAGCUUAGGCACAACUAGCUGGCACUUAGGGAAAAAUCUUUGAAAUUCAGUGGAAAUGCUUUAGUAGCCUGUGGAUUCAGAAGUGGCAGGUGGAACACAAA